Messenger RNA from Physella acuta, 2778 nucleotides. RefSeq lists its product as uncharacterized. Gene Ontology annotation, molecular function: ATP binding; protein kinase activity. Gene Ontology annotation, biological process: protein phosphorylation. The record is from RefSeq and is a predicted model, not a curated record. NCBI's taxonomy places the organism in Eukaryota, Metazoa, Mollusca, Gastropoda, Physidae.
AAAUUUAAUGAGCACCAACCUUUCUGCACUUAUUAGGUUCACGUGAACAACAGACAAAGGUUUUAUUUCUAUUAGAAGAUGGAGAAAUUUUUUCACUAUGAACUACACCACAAAAUAUCCGCAGACUUUAGACCUGGCGAGGUUGUAGGUGCUGGUAGUUUUGGUCGUGUUGUUUUACUAGAAGAUCCUGCACAUCCUGAGAGAAAAGAUUUUGUCAUCAAAGAAAUUUUCUUGGAAGAGAGCUUAGUCAAACAGAACGCUGCCAGACUUCAUGUCGAGGUCGCCAUCUUGAGUGCACUUCAUCACGAACACAUCGUACAGUUCUACGGCUGUAAGUUUGAGAAAAAUAAAAUCUGGAUAUUUUUGGCGUACAUGCAGAAGGGCUCAUUGAAAGAUUACAUAGAAGGGAAGAAGAAGGAAAUAGAAGGAAAAUGUGUAGAACACAUGGAUGCUACUACUGAAGAACAAAAGAAACAAUUAACGAAGACAUAUAUUGAAGAAAAUGGCGUUCUAAGUGAAGAAACAACGUCACUAUUUACUUACCAAAUUUUAAAAGGCUUAAUUUAUCUCCAUGAUAACUUAAUCAUACACAGGGAUAUUAAAGGUGCUAAUAUUUUGUUGGACCAAGACUUAAAAAUAAAGCUGGCAGAUUUAGGAAUUUCUAAAAUUCUGAGAAACCAAACAACCAACACAUCAGAGAUGGGAACAGUCAAAUGGAUGGCACCUGAGAUUAUCAAUGAGAAACCUUAUGAUUUUAAAGUCGACAUAUGGAGUGUAGGGGCUACAGUGGUAGAGAUGGUCACUGGGUCCCCACCUUUCCCUGACCUUCAACCAACCAGGGUCAUCAUACAAAUGGCGACCAACCCAACAGCUGAGUUUAGACUUCCAGACACUGCGUCUGAAAAUUUGAAGUUGUUUUUAAAUUCCACGUUCAAUGCAAUACCAGAGGAGCGUCCUACAUCAAGGGAGUUAAUUAAAGAACAUUUUGUUGCAGAUAACAACAAAGAUACAACUACAGAGACGGAAAUGUCUGAUCAAAUUAAGUUAUCUAACGAUGACUUGGAAACAGAAGGAAAUAUUGAAGACGAGAAUAAUUUUAAAGACUCUUCCUUACACACUCUCUUAAGAAAUUGUAACAAAAAUCCAGGACAUGAGAAGUUUAUUCCUAUUAAUAAAUUUGUCGCUCAUCAUCUCCCUCCUGGUUACCGUAACAACGAGCUGGUUCAACUAGUUCAAGCCCUGGCUGACCUUUCUGUCAGGGUAGCCGUUAAGUUGACCAGUCCAGACAGACCAGAGUUUGUACCAGGCACUAAAGAUCCAUAUCCUGGCUACAACACCAAGGGACAGAACUCACUGAGGACAGGGACUGGGUGGGUGGAGCGUGUCACCAAGUACACAGAGGGAAUGCUAAACAACAGAACUUGUCCAUGUCCUGAAUGUGACCACUCGGACACACCCAGCAAAGUGUGGUGGGAGGUUGUUGUGGUGACAGCCAGAUUUGUGGUUUUUGAUGAGAGUGAGGCGAGACAGUCCAGCUGUAUGUUGUGGUUUGAUGAUGAUAUAAGUCCACUGGUCAAGAUUCAUGGGUGGAAGAUUAUAUGUCAUGUGGAGGUCACAAAUAAUUUAAAAAUAACUGCAACUAAUGACAUUAAGACUACAUUGAUGGCCAGUAAUGACAAGAUGGCCAGCAGUGAAAAAAUGGCCAGCAGUGAAAAAAUGCCCAGUUUUGAUCUAUCAAACAAUUUCACAGGAAAUAUCCUGGGUAAUUUAGAUGACCACAACAGUUUGACAAGUGAGGAUGACAUAUCAAAAUAUUUUUCAGGUACACAUGAAGUACAAGAAUGUCUUGAAGGUCAAGGUGAGGCAGAAUUACAUCAACACCAGACAAAUUGCAAGAAAAACCCUGGCCAUGAAGAGUUUGUACCCGUAAAUAAGUUCAGUCUUGAACACUUUCCUCCUGGUUACGAUGACAACGACCUGUACGACUUUAUAAAAAUUGUGGCUGACCUAACUGUCAGGAUAGGCAUUAACUUCACCAGUCCUGACAGACCAGAGUUUGUACCAGGCACUAAAGAUCCAUAUCCAUUCUACAACACCAGGGGCAAGAGAAUAAUGACAACAGGGACAGGGAGGAUGUUUAAUGCUACCAAGAUUACAGAACAAAUGAGGGACUACAGAACUUGUCCAUGUCCUGAUUGCCUAAAGUCAAAAACACCCAGCAAAGUGUGGUGGAGGAUUCAGGUGGCGACAGCUACACAUGUGGUUUUUGAUGAGAGUGAGGCGAGAAAGUCCAACUGCAGGUUGUGGUUUGAUGAUGAUAAAAGUCCAGUGGUCAAGAUUUGUGCGUUGAAGGAUAGUGGGUCAAAUUCUGUGGGAGAUAUGUCAAUUUUAAAUUGUGCGACACAUGAUUUAGAUAUGGGUGAAAAUCUGCAAAAGAUAAUGAUUCGGUAUAUUGAUCUAUGGCAAAAACUAGAGGACAAAUACAAGAGUCGUAGAGAUGUGGACAAGCUGACCAUUAUAGUGUCACAUCCUCAUGGCUGUUCUAAGAAGGUCUCUGUAGGUCACUGGGUACACAGGCAGGAGUUACCCAGACCGGAUGUAAACGGGCAUGUGGGGAAGGGUAAAAUGACCAGGUACACGUACACAACUUGUACCUGUCCAGGUAGCAGUGGGGCUUUUGUGUACAGAAUAGGGUGUGCUUGGUCCAGCCACCCCCAUACUGGAUCCAAGUCUACGGGAUUAAAUUAUAGUGGGUUAUGGGCAGAAUGUGACUUGUAG